Messenger RNA from Triticum urartu, 496 nucleotides. RefSeq lists its product as uncharacterized. The record is from RefSeq and is a predicted model, not a curated record. Lineage: Eukaryota; Viridiplantae; Streptophyta; Magnoliopsida; Poales; Poaceae.
CAGAUCCUCCUCCUUCAAACACAUACAUAGAUCCUCAUCCUCCUAUAUACCCAUCGAUCACACAAGGCACGAGUGCGUACGUACACGAACGUAUACCGGUGAGAGAUCGGAAGGCUAAUUGGUGAUGGGGCGCCACAGCAGCAGCGGCAAGCCCGAGGCCGGCGGCGAGCAGUACCGCGAGGAGGAGAAACAUCACAAGCACAUGGAGAAGUUGGCCAAGCUCGGCGCCGUCGCAGCCGGAGCAUACGCUAGGCACGAGAAGCACGAGGCGAGGAAGGACCCGGAGCACGCAAGGUCGCACAAGAUCAAGGAGAAGAUCGCCGCCACGGUCGCCGCCGGCAGCGCCGGCUUGGCGAUCCAUGAGCACCACAAAAAGAAAGAGGCCAAGAAGCACGCCCGCCAUGGCCACCACCACUGAUACACAUACACUCAUGGAUGCAAAUGCACACGUAGACCCUUGCUAGCUAUCUUAUAUGUACGGCCGGUUACAUUCAUU